This is a messenger RNA of Aspergillus udagawae, 2010 nucleotides long. RefSeq names its product sodium:solute symporter family protein. Gene Ontology annotation, cellular component: plasma membrane. NCBI's taxonomy places the organism in Eukaryota, Fungi, Ascomycota, Eurotiomycetes, Eurotiales, Aspergillaceae. The coding region runs from base 1 to 2010 and encodes 669 amino acids. The record is from RefSeq and is a predicted model, not a curated record. Gene Ontology annotation, biological process: urea transmembrane transport. Gene Ontology annotation, molecular function: urea transmembrane transporter activity. The transcript has 12 exons.
AUGGCGAACCAUCAAGCUCGAGAUGGCCAGGUAGUGGUUCAACCUCCUCUGCCGCAAGUCGUGGGCUACGUGAUAGUCGUAGUUUUGGGAUUGGUCAUUGCUUUGGUGAUGAUGCUCAUCACCAAGAUCCUCAAGAGAACGGCAGGUGAAGAUAACAAGAAGACAGAAAUGUUUAUGACUGCAAAUCGAACCGUUCGGACUGGAUUGACAGCGUCUGCGGUUAUAUCGUCAUGGCUAUGGUCAACGGCCAUGUUGGGCUCUGCGUUCGUGGGCUACGAUUAUGGCGUAUCGGGUCCCUUUUGGUUCGCUGCCGGCUGUAGUCCGAUGAUCGUCUUCUUCGCCCUGCUGGGAAUCUCCUGCAAAAGGAAGAUUCCUGAAGCCCAUACAUCUCUGGAAGUUGUUCGGAUCCGAUAUGGGCGAAUCGCUCAUGUUGUCUUCAUGACGCUUUGUUUGAUCAACAACAUUUUCGCUUGUGCCAAUAUGCUCUUAGGUGCAGCGGCAGUCAUUGCAGCCCUAACUGGUGUACAUAUCGUCGCAGCGACGUUUCUCUUGCCUGUCGGCGUGACGGUCUACACCUUUGUCGGUGGCAUUAAAGCAACGUUCCUGACCGACUAUUUUCAUACGGCCGUCAUACUCAUCAUCGCGUGUUAUUUCUCAAUCAAAGCGUUUACGGUCGACGAGGUUGGCUCCAUCGGCAACCUGUACGAGCUGGUCAAGUCGGCUUCUCAGCGGCAUCCAGUUGCUGGAAAUCAUGCUGCCACUUACCUGACGAUGACCUCUAAAGGCGGUAUUCUAUUCGGCAUUCUGCACAUUUGUUCCAAUUUCGGCUUGGUCAUUAUGGACACGAGCUUCUUCAUCAAAGCGUUCUCGGCGGCUCCUUCGGCAGUCGUGCCCGGAUAUACAAUCGGCGGCAUUGCAUACUUUGCCAUCCCAUGGGCUCUAGGAACCAUCAUGAGUUCUGUCGCACUUGGUCUAGAAAAUCAGCCCAUCUUCCCAACAUACCCACGCCGCAUGACAUCAACCGAGGUCAGCAAUGGACUCGUCCUGCCUUAUGCAGCCAUGGCGAUUGCAGGGAAAGGAGGCGCGGCUGCCAUCCUUCUCAUCACCUUCAUGGCUGUAACGUCGACACUGUCGGCGCAAGUCAUUGCCGUCAGCUCGAUCCUGAGCUUUGAUGUCUAUCGCGAGUAUUUCAACCGAAAGGCUUCCGACCGCGACAUCAUCCGUUCCAGUCAUUUUGGAGUCAUCUUCUUCGCGGCCUUCUCCGCCGGCUUUAGUACCAUGCUGCACUACGUCGGCAUAGACCUGGGAUGGACUCUGUAUAUGCUCGGCGUGGUCACCUGUCCUGGCAUCUUCCCAAUGGCCUUUACCAUCCUAUGGCGCCAACAGAGCAAAGCAGCGGCCAUCCUUGCCCCCGUGCUUGGUCUGGCAACCGGUCUAGGUGUCUGGCUGGGAACGGCCAAACACUUUUAUGGAGCCGUUACAGUAUCCACAACGGGCCAGAUCCUGCCCUGCGUCUACGGCACAGUUGCCUCUGCCUUUUCACCCAUCGUUUACUCGGCCAUCCUCACCCUCCUACGACCACAGAAUUACGAUUGGGCGGAGUUCAAGAAGGAGAAGCUGGCUCUGGAGGAACUCGAAGGUGACCUCACAACAGUGCACAGCCACCGGCCGAAUGCUCCAGCAUUCAGCGCGAAAGAAUUGAAACGAUGGGGUCGCAUCGCCGCGUUCUGGUCGGUAGCUACAUUCUUGGGCCAUUGGGUUCUCUGGCCACUUCCCAUGUACGGGGCCAAAUAUGUCUUUGGUAAAACGUUCUUCGUGGCCUGGGUAGUGGUUGCUAUCAUCUGGCUUUGGGGCACAAUGUUAGUGGCGAUCGUUUACCCUAUUGUCGAUGGAGGCGUUCAGCAGAUGAUCCAAGUAUAUCAAGGAUUGACUAGGGGGAAAACGGCGCCUGUCAAGAGCUCAACGCCUUCGUGUCAAUCAAUUUCGGAGAAGGAGCAUGUAAAAGCAUGA